GAUUUGGCUUGGAAAUUCGAAUGCAAACAAAGAAAAAAUCGCAUUCGCCCAAUUUUCCCACUCGUCACACGAUACACGAUACACAUACAGUCGGUUCGUGCGUCGAAUUUCCUUCUGCGGAAUCUCCGAAUUCUAGAGUAAUCGACACUUUGAAUUAUUCAUCAACCAAGACCAGUCUCUUCAGUGAAAAAGGGCCGUGUUAUCGAUCCACUGUUUCCUGUUGUCCCGCACUGUUAUCAACUCGACCAGACACUUCUUCCUUGCAAAUAUACACACAUUUCUCGCACGAUCAUCAUGGCUUCCAUUACUGCGAGCAGAACUUCUGGAUUAGCUGCAGCUAAUCCAGACUCUGCGUCGACGCAUCCGUAUACAUGCAAUACUUGUCAAGUGGCGUUCAGGAACAGCGAGCUUCAACGAGGGCAUAUGCGCAGUGAUUGGCAUCGAUACAACUUGAAGCGUCGUGUUACAUCCCUACCUCCAAUCUCCUCCGAAGUCUUCACCGAAAAGGUGCUCCAAGCCCAGGCCUCUACAACCGCCGCUGCUUCCAAAGCAGCCUACGAAAAGACAUGCACUGUUUGUGCUCGAACAUACUUCAGCGCGAAUGCGUAUCAAAACCAUAUUGGGAGCGCGAAACACAAGGCAAAACUUGCGACGGCAGGUAACAAGAGUCUGGACGACGGUACUAGCUCAGUAAUGAGCUCUACAUUCUCACUUGGAGAACCAAUGAUCACCAAUGAGGAGCCUAUCGAUUCAGAUGCCGAGGAGGAGUUCAACGAAGUUGUCGAGGGAAUCAAGAAGACCAAUUUGCAAGAUAUGCCACCAGUGACUAGACGACCAUCACGACCACACCAUUCCGCCGGCCCUGAGGUUGAGAAGGAAGGGUCAGUGAAGACAGCUUCCUCUGUUACUGCUGGGGGUGAGGAGUUGUCUGAGGAAGCAGCGCUAAAGCGUUGUCUAUUCUGCAAUUUUGAUUCCCCUUCAGUACCCCUCAAUGCGGCACACAUGGAAAGAAUUCACGGCAUGUUUAUACCCGAGCGGACUUAUCUGGUUGAUCUGGAAGGCUUGGUUGGUUCUCUGUACGAGAAAAUUCAUGAGUAUCACGAAUGUCUCUAUUGUGGCAAGCUGAAGCCUUCCGUCUUUGGUUUACAGACUCACAUGCGAGACAAAGGACAUUGCAAAAUUCGAUUUGAUACAGAAGAAGAACAACUUGAGAUUGGCGAAUUCUAUGACUUCAGAAGCACUUAUUCAGAUGCCGAUGAAAUGUCAGAUUCAGAAGAAGACGAGUUACCAGGCAAGAAGCGCAGUGGAGGAGUCAAGCUGGGAGCAAAGCGAGAUACCAAGACCACAGACCAAGAUGGUGAUGAGGAAAUGGAAGAAGGGGAUGGUUGGGAGACUGACAGUUCCGCAUCUUCUCUGGACUCGGCCGACCUCACUGCUGUUCCAUUAGAUCAACGAGAACAUUCGUAUGAGAAGCUGAGCCAACAUCCACAUCACACGCACUCAGACCCUCGACCUCAUCGAAACAAGGACGGUUGGCAUUCUCAUGCACACAAACAUGCUCAUGCCGUCUUCUAUUCUGAUUAUGAGCUUCAUCUCCCAUCGGGACGUACUGCUGGUCAUCGAUCGCUGAACAAGUACUUCCGCCAAAAUCUUCAUAAUCAUCCAUCACCAGCCGAACGCCAGGAACAACUCGCGAUCGAAGCAGCUGCUGGUUCAGACUCGGACUCUGAAGAGGUUGAUGAGCGAGUGGCACGACGUAACGAGAGAGAGCGUGGCCGAGCUUUGACUAGCCGUGCAAACGGUGGACUGGGGAUGGUUGGUGUCAGUGCGGAAAAGAAGAAAGAAGUCAUGGCUGCCGAGAAGAGAUCGAGAAAGAUUGAGGGCAGAGAGCGCAGAAAGUACGAAUGGGGCGUCAACAAGCAAAACAACUUCCAGAAGCAUUUCAGGGAUCCUCUCCUCCAAUGAUUGCAGCAGAGAAGUCCUUGGGUGUUCUGGUGGUUUUGGCAAGCUUUCAAAACUUCUGUUAGGCAUAGAUUAUUGAGACGUCUUCCUGUAGUUGGGAUGCGGUUGCAUGGGGUUCGGACCAUAGAACAGCGUAAAUUUAAGAUAUCCCAAGUCUCGAAACUAACG
Molecule: messenger RNA, 2130 nt
Organism: Mollisia scopiformis
Lineage: Eukaryota; Fungi; Ascomycota; Leotiomycetes; Helotiales; Mollisiaceae
Exons: 3
Coding region: 295-1965 (556 amino acids)
Biological process (GO): ribosomal large subunit biogenesis
Cellular component (GO): preribosome, large subunit precursor
Molecular function (GO): nucleic acid binding; zinc ion binding
Source: RefSeq, a predicted model, not a curated record